UCCUCUCUUCACUUGGCACUUCACUUGCUACUUACAAAAUGGUAUUCCAAUCUUAACCUGCCCUCCAUAAUUAAAACAUCAACCACAAGUUUUUCCAUGACAAAAUAGGUUUAAAUGCAUUAUAAUCUUGCAUACAGAAUGGCAUUGUAGAACUAGCCACUUAGUGUUGUCUUAGGUAUAUUAAGAGAGAGAGAGAGAAAAUGAAGUACGAUUCUAUACUUGCUAGAAGCUUCAGCCGGUACGAGCAGAAGAAGUUCAGAUAUGGGGCAUUAUUCGGUUGCUUGCUGGUCAUUUUGAGUUUCUGCACUGUGUUUAAGCCUUAUUUUGGUCCGCUACAAGUUUUAAAUUUGCGGGUAUCGAUGGGGGCCGGUCUGAAGAUGUUAAUGGUCAAGGACACAAGAAGUUCCAAUAAAAUAAUCAGAGAUACUAGCAGCUCUAAAUACAUCCAUGAGAAUAUAAGCCAUAAUUCUCGACAUGUAGUUGAUGAAAUUACCAAUAUUACUUCCCAACAUAUUGUUAAGAAUGCAAGCAGCAGCCGGAAUAUAGUUGGGGACGUAAGUAAAUCUCUACCUUUGGUGGAUGGAAUUAGUAAUAGCUCUCAGCAAACAGUUAAGAACAUCACGAACAGCUCCCACCAAUUGGUUAAGGAUAACGACAAUUUACAGCACAUAGCUAAAGUUCCAGAGUUUGUCCCAAAGGAAGUAGUACUAGAGCCAGUCUGCAAUUUCACGAUAAGGUCAGACUUUUGCGAGACCAACCAUGAUAUAUUGAUUGAUGGAAGUUCCGCCUCUGUAUUUAUUCCUUCAAGUACUCAUCAAACAGGAAUCUCGUCACAAAACAGUUCAUGGAUUAUCAGGCCUUAUGCUCGAAAAGGAGACGAAGCCGCAAUGAAUAGCGUAAGGAAAUGGUCAGUAAAGUCAGUGAUUGAUCCCCAACAACUCCCAAAAUGCACCAAAAAUCACAGCGUUCCAGCCAUUAUUUUCUCCAAUGCAGGAUAUGCAGGAAACCAUUUCCAUGACUUCACUGACAUCGUUAUUCCUCUGUACAUGUCUUCUAGACAGUUCAACGGAGAAGUCCAAUUUCUCAUUACAGACAACGGAUAUUGGUGGAUCGAGAAGUUCAGAAAGCUACUCAAGAAGCUGUCUAGAUAUGAUAUCAUCGACAUUGACAAAGAAACUGAUGUCCACUGCUUUCCAAGAGGGAUUAUUGGCCUUAAACGCUAUGACGGUAGAGAGCUGACCAUUGAUCCUUCUAAGUCUUCUCAAUCCAUGAAAGACUUCAGGGAGUUAUUAAGAAGUUCAUAUUCAUUACCCAGAGCUACAGCUAUUAAAAUCAAGGAUGGUGAAAAGAAAAAGCCUCGACUUCUGAUUAUUGCUCGAAAGAGAACACGGUCUUUUACAAAUGCAGGUAAAAUUGCUCAAAUGGCUAGAAGAUUAGGAUACAAAGUAAUUGUGGCGGAGGCAACAAUGAACGUACAAAAAUUUGCAGAACUUGUAAAUUCUUGUGAUGUACUGUUGGGAGUUCAUGGAGCUGGGUUGACCAACAUUGUUUUUCUUCCUGAAAACGCGGUGGUUAUCCAAGUAGUACCCUUAGCGAAGGAAUGGUUAUCAAGAUUUUAUUUUGAAGAGCCUUCAAUGGCUAUGAAUUUGAGUUACUUGGAGUACAAGGUCAGAGCAGAAGAAAGCAGUCUAAUACAACAAUACCCACUUGAUCAUCAAGUCCUGAAAGACCCCUCCUCCAUCCGGAAACAAGGAUGGGAAGCAUUUAAGUCAGUGUACUUAGACAAACAAAAUAUACAGCUUGAUUUGAAACGGUUUAGAGGUACUCUGCUAAAAGCCCGUGAGCUUUUGGCUCGCUAGAUAUACAUAUAUUUUUCAAUAGGAAACCAAUUUCAACAUAUAUCAAUUGUUCAAUCCAUCGUCCUUUUACGUUCACUGUUUCAGUUUCUAAUUAGAAAAUAUACUAUGUGUACAAGGAAGCUUAGCAUUUUAAUAAACUAUAAAUGUACGAUCAA
Pistacia vera is the source of this 2014-nucleotide messenger RNA. Its product is annotated as beta-1,2-xylosyltransferase XYXT1-like. The record is from RefSeq and is a predicted model, not a curated record. Lineage: Eukaryota; Viridiplantae; Streptophyta; Magnoliopsida; Sapindales; Anacardiaceae. The transcript is spliced from 3 exons. The coding region runs from base 201 to 1859 and encodes 552 amino acids. Gene Ontology annotation, molecular function: glycosyltransferase activity.